This is a messenger RNA of Lentinula edodes (shiitake mushroom), 1530 nucleotides long. Its product is annotated as glycoside hydrolase superfamily. Gene Ontology annotation, molecular function: chitin binding; chitinase activity. NCBI's taxonomy places the organism in Eukaryota, Fungi, Basidiomycota, Agaricomycetes, Agaricales, Omphalotaceae. Gene Ontology annotation, cellular component: extracellular region. Gene Ontology annotation, biological process: chitin catabolic process; carbohydrate metabolic process. The record is from RefSeq and is a predicted model, not a curated record. Bases 1 to 1530 code for a protein of 509 amino acids. The transcript is spliced from 6 exons.
AUGCCUCCUUCAUAUGAACCACUACCAUCCAACGACUCUGAGCAAGAUAUAACCCAACCUCAGACCAGCGCUCCGCAGAAAGCCGGCAAACAGCCUAUAACAAGAAGCAAUCUGUUGUUUAUAGUCUUCGGAUUUCUUGUCACUGCAUUUGUCUUUUAUAAAGCAGGCCAGUGGUCUGUCUCGCUGUUACCUUCUACUUCCGUAGAACAAUCGUCUUCAAUACCUACUGGGGACGUCAAGGAGAACGAGAGUGUACCGGACGACAACUUGAAAAACGGUUCAAGUUCAAGCUCAAGCGCGAGCACUAUCGACGAAACUAUGCCUGGAAAAUACAGUGUUGGAUAUUUUGUGAACUGGGGGAUCUACGGACGGAAAUUCCCGCCUUCCUCGAUUCCGGUGCAGGAUCUAACUCACAUCUUAUACGCCUUUGCCAACAUCAACCCAUCCUCCGGCGAAGUCUCUCUAUCCGAUCUCUGGGCCGACCAAGACAUCCAUUACCCGGGCGAUUCCUGGAACGAUGUUGGGACCAACCUCUACGGUAACUUCAAAGCCAUCUACCUGCUCAAAAAGGCCAAUCGGCAUCUCAAACUCCUUCUGUCCAUCGGGGGCUGGACUUAUUCGCCUUCGAUUCAUCCUGUUGUGGUAUCUCCUCCCCUACGAGCAAAGUUUGUUGAGAGCGCGGUGAAGCUGCUGGAAGACUAUGGGCUGGAUGGGUUGGAUGUGGACUAUGAGUAUCCGCAGAACGAGGCCCAGGCCCAGGGAUAUGUGGAUCUGUUGAGAGAGUUGAGGGAAGCGUUGGAUAGGCAUGCGAUGAAUAAAAGGGCAGAUUAUAGGUUUCUGUUAACCAUAGCAGCUCCCUGCGGACCAGACAACUACCAAAAGCUACAUAUCCGAGAGAUGGAUCGGUAUCUUGAUUUUUGGAAUAUGAUGGCAUACGACUUUGCUGGCUCCUGGGACCAAGUCGCCAAUCACCAAGCCAACCUCCACCCAUCACCGUCUACUGCGCUUUCUGUCUCCCAAUGCAUUUCUUACUAUAUUUCUUCCGGCGUUGCUCCACCCAAGCUAAUCAUCGGAAUGCCUCUCUACGGACGCUCUUUCCUCCAGACCCAAGGUCCGGGAACCCCAUUCAACGGCGUCGGCCAAGGAAGCUGGGAAGCCGGCGUAUACGACUAUCGCGCUUUACCCCUACCGGGCUCACAUCUCAUGCAAGACGACAAAGCCAAAGCUAGCUGGGGAUACGAUUAUCAGAAGCAGGAGAUGAUUAGCUUUGAUAGUGAGGAUGUGGGAAGAUGGAAAGGCGCGUGGAUUAAGAAAAUGGGGUUGGGUGGAAGUAUGUUUUGGGAGUUGUCUGGAGAUAAAGGUGGUCCUGAGAGGAAGGAGAUGGAGGGUGGACAUGGGAAAGAUCCUCAGCCUGGGCAGAGCUUAGUUAAGGUUGUGAAGGAAGCGAUGGGUGGGAUCGAGAUGGGUCAGCACAAUUGGUUGAACUACGAGAGCAGUCGGUUUGAUAAUCUGCGGAAUGGGAUGCAAUAA